CCCUUAGGGCGGCGCUCCAUGGCUCCGUCCCUCCCGCCUGCCUCCUUCCCUUCCCUUCCCUUCCCUGCCCGCCCAUUGCUUUCCUCUUCCGGAGCCGGGGCGCUGCGGGCCGGGCCGGGCUGUGCUCGGCGGAGGGGCGGCAGGUGAGCCAUGUCUUUCCAUUCGGGACGAGGAUGUCCCCGUGGUCAGGGGGGACCAGGAGCAAGAACUUCCACACAGACCUACCGCCCUCAGAACCUGCGGCAGAUCCACCCGCAGCAGCCCUCUGUACAAUACCAGUAUGACCAGCAGACUGCACCUCCAACCUCCUAUUCAAACCCUCCGGCCACAGGUUACAUGCCACCCAGGCCAGACUUUGUGCCGUAUCCUCCUCCAGUGCCCCCUUCCACGCAAAAUCCCAUCAGCCAGUGUCCCAUGAGGCCACCGUUUCCGAGCCAUCAGAUGAGGCAGAGCUUCCCGGUGCCUCCAUGCUUCCCUCCUGCUCCUCCACCAGUGCCAACCCCUAGCAAUGCCCCCGUGCCAGCAACUCCUACUGGGCAAAGCACGUUUCCAUACAUGAUGCCCCCUCCGGCAGUACCACAUCCUCCCCCACCGCCAGUCAUACCGCAGCAGGUCAGCUACCAGCCUGUGUAUUCCACAGGGUAUUCGCAGCAGUCAUUCCCACCACCCAACUUCAACAGCUACCAGCACAACUCUGGCUCUUUUCAGAGCAGCACAACCAACAGCAGUGGUGGCAGCACCCAUUUUCGGCACACGGGCCAGUACCAGGGAGAGAAGUCGCAAAGCGAUCGACGGUCUCCGGAGAGGAACAAGCACUACGAUGAGCACCGGCAUCGUGAGCACAGUCACAUCCACGGGGACAGGCAUCGGUCCAAUAACCACGGGGAUCGGCGGGAUCGAGGCCGGAGCCCUGACAGGAGGAGGCAGGAAAGCAGUCGGCACCGGACAGAUUAUGACAGAGGAAGGAUAUCACCUCAUCAUAGAAGUUACGAGCGUAGCAGGGAGCGGGAGAGGGAGAGGCAUAGGCACCGUGACAGCAGAAGAUCACCAUCACCAGACAGAUCAUACAAAAAAGAUUACAAGAGAACAGGAAGCUGCUCUCCAAGCAGAGAAAGGAAGAGACCCCGAUGGGAGGAGGACAGAGAAAGGUGGUCUGAAAGCCAGAGUGCCAGUAAAGAAAAAAGUUACACUAGUAUCAAAGACAAAGAGUCAGAGGAGAAUGCAUCUGAAAAGAAUGAAGAUGAAGAUGAUGAAUUGCUUAAGCCAGUCUGGGUUCGCUGUACCCAUUCUGAAAGCUACUAUUCAAAUGACCCUAUGGAUCAAGUGGGAGACUCAACUGUAGUAGGAACAAGCAAGCUCCGAGAUCUGUAUGAAAAGUUUGAAGAGGAGUUAGGAAAGCGACAGGCAAAGGCCAAAGCAGCCAGACCACCAUGGGAGCCACCAAAGACCAAACUGGAUGAAGAUUUGGAGAGCUCCAGUGACUCAGACUGUGACUCUGAGGAUGACAGCAGCUGCUCUAGCAGUUCGGAUUCGGAAGUUUUUGACGUCAUUGCCGAAAUUAAGCGUAAAAAAGCACACCCUGAUCGUCUCCAUGAAGAACUGUGGUACAAUGAUCCAGGACAGAUGAAUGAUGGACCACUAUGCAAAUGCAGUGCUAAAGCCCGAAGAACAGGGAUAAGGCAUGGCAUUUAUCCUGGUGAAGAGCCUAUUAAACCAUGUCGCCCCAUGACCAACAAUGCUGGAAGGCUAUACCACUACCGAAUUACAGUGUCACCUCCCACAAACUUCUUAACAGACAGACCUACUGUUAUUGAGUAUGAUGACCAUGAAUAUAUCUUUGAAGGGUUCUCCAUGUUUUCUCAUGCCCCACUAACAAAUAUUCCUCUAUGUAAAGUAAUCAGAUUUAACAUUGACUAUACCAUUCAUUUCAUUGAGGAGAUGAUGCCUGAGAAUUUUUGUGUGAAAGGUCUUGAGCUGUUCUCUUCUUAUCUAUUCAAAGAUAUUUUGGAGCUCUAUGACUGGAAUCUUAAAGGACCUUCACUUGAAGAUGAUGCUAUUUCCUGCCCCAGAUUUCAUUUCAUGCCGCGAUUUGUGAGGUUUCUUCCAGAUGGAGGGAAAGAAGUACUAUCAAUGCAUCAGAUUCUCCUCUACUUGUUACGGUGCAAUAAAGCUCUGGUGCCUGAGGAAGAGAUUGCCAACAUGCUUCAGUGGGAAGAGCUGGAAUGGCAGAAAUAUGCAGAAGAAUGCAAAGGGAUGAUCGUCACCAGCCCUGGCAUGAAACCCAGCUCAGUUCGUAUUGAUCAACUGGACCGCGAACAAUUCAAUCCUGAUGUAAUUACUUUCCCUAUUAUUGUCCACUUUGGGAUACGACCUGCUCAACUCAGUUAUGCUGGAGAUCCUCAAUACCAAAAGCUGUGGAAGAGUUACGUGAAGCUGCGUCACCUGCUGGCUAACAGUCCCAAAGUCAAACAGGCUGAUAAACAGAAAUUAUCACAGAGAGAGGAAGCACUGCAGAAAAUCCGGCAGAAGAACACGAUGAGGCGUGAAGUGACUGUUGAAUUGAGUAGCCAGGGAUUCUGGAAAACAGGGAUACGCUCCGACGUCUGCCAGCACGCAAUGAUGCUUCCUGUUCUCACCCACCAUAUUCGCUACCAUCAGUGUCUGAUGCAUUUGGACAAAUUGAUAGGCUACACUUUUCGAGAUAGGUGCUUGCUGCAGCUUGCCAUGACUCAUCCAAGCCAUCAUUUAAACUUUGGAAUGAAUCCAGACCAUGCCAGAAAUUCCUUAUCCAACUGUGGAAUUCGACAGCCAAAGUAUGGAGACAGAAAGGUUCACCAUAUGCAUAUGAGAAAAAAAGGGAUAAACACCUUGAUAAAUAUUAUGUCCCGUUUGGGACAGGAUGAUCCAGCUCCUUCCAGGAUUAACCACAACGAGCGUUUAGAAUUUCUGGGAGAUGCUGUGGUAGAAUUCUUAACAAGUGUCCACUUGUACUACCUGUUUCCCACUCUGGAGGAAGGAGGACUAGCUACAUACCGCACUGCCAUCGUUCAGAACCAACAUCUGGCCAUGCUGGCUAAGAAGCUGGAACUAGAUCGAUUCAUGCUUUAUGCACAUGGUCCAGACCUUUGCAGGGAAUCGGAUCUCCGCCACGCCAUGGCCAACUGCUUUGAAGCCCUGAUAGGAGCUGUUUAUCUAGAAGGGAGCCUAGAAGAGGCCAAACAAUUAUUUGGACGUUUGCUCUUCAAUGACAAGGACCUGCGGGAUGUAUGGCUUAAUUAUCCACUGCACCCACUCCAACUGCAGGAGUCUAAUACUGACAGGCAACUCAUUGAGACAUCUCCAGUUCUUCAAAAGCUUACGGAGUUUGAGGAGGCAAUUGGAGUCAUCUUUACUCACGUUCGGCUUCUAGCACGUGCAUUCACUCUGAGGACAGUAGGCUUUAACCAUCUGACUCUAGGCCACAAUCAGAGGAUGGAAUUCCUGGGUGACUCCAUAAUGCAGCUGGUAGCCACAGAGUAUUUAUUCAUACAUUUCCCUGAUCAUCAUGAAGGGCACUUAACGCUGUUGAGAAGUUCUUUGGUGAACAACAGGACACAGGCCAAAGUGGCAGAAGAGCUGGGAAUGCAAGAGUUUGCCAUCACUAAUGACAAGACGAAAAGACCUGUAGCUCUUCGAACUAAGACUUUGGCUGAUCUCUUGGAAUCCUUUAUUGCUGCCCUAUACAUUGAUAAAGAUUUGGAAUAUGUUCACACUUUCAUGAAUGUAUGCUUUUUUCCACGGCUAAAGGAGUUCAUUUUAAAUCAAGAUUGGAAUGACCCUAAAUCUCAGCUUCAGCAAUGCUGCUUGACUCUCAGGACUGAAGGAAAAGAACCAGACAUUCCUCUUUACAAGACUCUACAGACAGUGGGACCAUCUCAUGCCAGGACAUACACAGUAGCUGUUUAUUUCAAAGGGGAAAGAAUAGGAUGUGGUAAAGGUCCAAGUAUUCAGCAAGCAGAAAUGGGAGCUGCAAUGGAUGCACUUGAAAAAUAUAACUUUCCCCAGAUGGCCCAUCAGAAACGGUUCAUUGAACGGAAAUACAGACAAGAGUUGAAAGAAAUGAGGUGGGAAAGAGAGCAUCAAGAGAGAGAGCCAGAUGAGACCGAAGAAGCAAGGAAAUAAAAGGAGGGCACGGAAGCAGUGGCAUAUUUACUUACCUAAUAACUCUGACUGUGGCCUAUGGAGACCUAACCUAGUUUCUUGCAGAUGAUGAAUGAGGAGUGCCUGUUGAUAUCCAACAGGAAAACAUAACCUCUGCUUCGAAGUGUGUAUAUAGUGUUUUGUUAGUUUGGUUUUAACUGUCAAGUUUGUUUUUUUUUUUUCCGAUAAGAUUUGUUUUUAAGUUUUAAUUUUUAAGAAAAUUUGUGGGAUUGUUUUUAUUGUUUUUACUAUCUUGUAUGAAAUAAUAAAGUAUUAAUUUCAAAAGUCUGUAGGAGAAAAAGCAGUGUAACAAGUGACUACUAUGUCCCAGUGCUGUUGUGUCAGUUAUUAAGUGUGGAGGGGGAAAGUGUUAUGACAUACUAAUUCAGAGAACUGAAGUAUGUAUCUAACUCCAGCUUUGCUGCUGAACGUGCUUCCUGACUCCUAAACCACAGACAUAAACUUCUGGUCCUUUUACAUAGAUUGGUACAGUAACUUAAGCAAAGGAGAUACUCACUUUUGUUUUAAACAGUGGGACAUAUACUUUGAAAGUGAUAGAUGUGUGAAAGGUGUUUUUUAAGUCAACACUGUGAAACUUCAAGGGUGGUGGGGAACAUAGUACUUUUGAAGCAAGAGAAUGCCAAUGUAUAUUUUUUGUAGAGAAUUUAUGAAUGUAGAGAAUGUAUAUAAUAUUUCAUUCUCAUCUUACUGCUUUAUCAAGCUGGUGUGUACCUUCACUAACAUCUAUGAAGUGUACUUCAUAGAUAGUGUACAAGUUUAAGUCCAGGACAACCAGGUCUGCUGACCUCCUGGACAACUAAUGUAUGUAAUCCAGUUUCUUCACUUCUGGAGUCUCUGGCCUGUGUAAAACACUUCUACAAAAGCUGUGAAUGUUCCCAAAGAAUGAAAUAUCCUCCAAGUCUAUUGAUGCUUUGUCCAGCUGACUGUUGGCUUCAUUAUAAGUGUGUGUUUUUAUUUUUUAUUUGCCUGCUUCAAACCAUUCACUUCUGUUGUGCUGACUUGUGAGAUGGAUCAGUCCCUUAGUACCUGUUGUGUCGUUGAGUCAUCUUUGCAUCUUCCUUUUCUGAUGAGCAAAAAACAGUUGAAUCUGAACUCUGAAUUUUCUGCCUGCUUCAGCUCCUGUUUGGUGAGUCAUUUAUGCAUCUUUGCUAGUACGAAUAGCAGAUAUAUUUGAUAAGGUAGCCAGGCACAUUGAUGAGCAAGGAUGCAUGAAUCUGGCCCACAGGAUUUAAGCAGUGUUCCUUGGAGGGGGGAGGGAGGAGGAAAAAAAAAAAAACAAAAAACCUUUGCCCAAUGGCCAUGCUACUCUGAGCAGUGUUUACCAGCACUAGUUUCCAGUACUAAUUAUGUAGUUGUCUGGAGCACCCUUCUGUAGGUGUGUGAUGGAGAUCACUAAAAGCACUUUAUUGCAGGUGCCAAAGUAGACUCAAGCGUAGCUGAAAAGAUCAGACUACACCUGUCUUCCCAAAGUUUCACUUCUGAGCUAAUCAGUGUGUAUUUGCAUAAGCACAAUUUUUGUAUACAUGCAACGUGAAGCGUGCUUAAAUGUGUUUUUUAAAACUUGACCCCACAGCACUACCUCACUUCUUCCAGUUUGUAUGAUUACCUUUUCUUAAUGGAUUGAUGUUUUGAAUCCAUUUCAGAGUAUCAGAGGAAAACGUUCAGUAAUUUAGAGAGUGAUAAUAAACCAUUAAAACAUAAAGAAAGGAUAAAAACAAUGAGAUAAAGGCAAGAAGCUACUCUCUGCUGGAUGCUGCUCUUCUUUGACUUUUGAGAAGUGAUUGCAGCUCCUUACAACUUCCCUCUGUAAAUAAAAAGCUGAAACAUCUCUGAACAGCAGAAGACUUAAAAAGCAAGAAGCAUCAAUUCCCCUGACCCUAAGUCUUUUGUAUUUCAACUUCUUUUGCAGCAUUGCCCCUCUGCUUCUACUAAUAAGUUGAAGUGGUGCAGUGGUAGAGGGUCACAGGUAAUUGCUUACAUCAUUAUUUUUCUCUUAAAGGUGACCAGAUUCUGUGUUUAACAAAUAGAAGGUGCACUAACUGCAUAUUCAUGGGUGUGAAUUUGCUUUGUAAAAACCUCUCCUCAUGUCUUGUGUCUCCAGUGUACCCCACGGAAGUGUUGGCUCAUACUUACACAUCACUUUUAUUUCUCCUAUACAUCAUACCACUUUUCAUGUGUAAGACUGAGCUUAUUCAUAAACAUUUGCAUAAAAAUAGGUUGUUGAUUUCAUCAGCUAUGCUGUUUGGGAGGUGGAACCUGGAACUGUUCUCUUUUUGUCUUUGACACAGAAACUGCUUGAAAACAAACAUAACCAAUUUCUGCAUUCUGUUACUAUAGUCAAUGAAUUCUAGGUCUCCUAUAGUAAAAUGUAGAAGAUGAUCGUUUUUCACGAGUGAGCUGCCCUCCUAUCUAUAUUAACACAUAUUUUUAGGUGCUAAUGCAAGAUCCAAUGACUUGUUUUGUAUAUCAGAAGAACGGGAUUGAGUUUUGCAUGGAUCCAGCAGGUACUGUUAAAGCAUUUUCGUUUUUUUAACAUGUGUAAUGUACAGAGGAUUGAAUAAUAAUGCAAAAUACAGCUCAUUUGAAUGGGGAUAUUAAUUGAACUUACCUGAAAUUCAUCACUAUUUGUGGAGCUUAAGCUCGCUUUGUAAGGCUUCAGGAAGAUUAUUCAACGGUGAUAAUAAAAGAGCCUUGGUUUCUAAGACUGGUGUAAACAUUGUUGCUAAUAAAAUUUUCCAGAAGAGA
Anas platyrhynchos (mallard) is the source of this 6945-nucleotide messenger RNA. RefSeq names its product drosha ribonuclease III (gene DROSHA). Gene Ontology annotation, biological process: primary miRNA processing; pre-miRNA processing; rRNA processing. The record is from RefSeq and is a predicted model, not a curated record. NCBI's taxonomy places the organism in Eukaryota, Metazoa, Chordata, Aves, Anseriformes, Anatidae. Gene Ontology annotation, cellular component: microprocessor complex; nucleus. Gene Ontology annotation, molecular function: ribonuclease III activity; RNA binding.